Chara braunii is the source of this 4656-nucleotide messenger RNA. NCBI's taxonomy places the organism in Eukaryota, Viridiplantae, Streptophyta, Charophyceae, Charales, Characeae. The record is from the annotation of a GenBank genome assembly.
CGGAACCCGCCGUUUGUUUCCGCCCGAGCGCUCGGGGGUUGGUUACUCUUCUCGCUUCUCUCUGUCUCUGUCUACUCUUUUUUCGUGCGAGGUUUCUUCUCCUUUCGUCUUUCACCUCCUCCUCCUCCUCCUCCUCCUCCUCCUCUUCUUCUUCUUCUUCUUUCUCAUUUUCUUCUUGCUCUUAUUUGUAUAUUGAAGGAGAAUGGCUUUCACUUGUGCAGCUCGUGUAAGUCAUUCUGCGGCGCUGCUGUGCGGUGGCGGCGGUGCUUGUCUGGGAGACGGCGACUCUGGCGGGGAUGGCGGCGCACCGUCAUGUAGCUACAUCUCCUCCAGAGAAGGAGAAAGAGCAGGUGCGACGGUCGCCAGCUUGAAUUGUGGUCACCAUCAUCGUCAUCGUCAUCCUCAUUUUGCGUAUCGCCUUUCCUGUUCGUCUUAUCCCCCAUCCAAGGCCGCUGCCGCUCUUAAUGACGUCGUCGUCUGCUCAAGGAGAGCAGCGGCGGCGGCGCCGGCGCCGCCGCCUCCACUUUCGGCAUGGCGCCCUCGAGCGCAGUCGUCGCACAUUCGACGCCGCGCAGUCUCCGCGCCAACAUGCGUCCGACGUAUCGCCUCGACAGACUUCUCCUCGUCGCCGUCGUCGGCAUCAUCGGUACAUUCUAUGUCCCAUUUCCUGGUCACGAGAGCAGAUGCUGCUGGGCCCUCUCCCACUAAUCCCCGUCAGCCUCGGUCAUCGCCCUUGUCGUCCUCAGCUACGUCUCGUUCCGACGCUGUAUCCAGCGAACUGACAGGGUCUUGGGAUGAAGCGGCGGCACCGCGCAGUGCCGCCUCCUCCUCCACGUGUUCUCCUCUCCCCACGGCGAACGGAGAUUCAGAUCUUGAGAUGGACUGGGUAAGCAGCGGGAAGACCUUGGUGGCUCCAACUCCCGCCGACUUCAAGUCCCGCUACGCCGACGAUGAGCCGCGGAAGGGCUGCGACAUCCUCGUGGAGGCACUGGAAAGAGAGGGCGUGUGCCACGUGUUUGCUUAUCCCGGCGGCGCCUCGAUGGAGAUCCAUCAAGCGCUGACUCGAUCUAAUUACAUCCGAAACAUUCUGUGCCGGCACGAGCAAGGCGAGGUGUUCGCCGCCGAAGGCUAUGCCAAAUCGACAGGGAGGGUGGGUGUGUGCAUUGCGACAUCGGGUCCAGGUGCAACGAAUCUGGUGACCGGCCUGGCCGACGCCAUGCUGGACAGCGUCCCCCUUGUCGCCAUUACAGGCCAAGUGCCGAGGAGGAUGAUCGGCACGGACGCUUUUCAAGAGACUCCUAUUGUAGAGGUGACACGGUCCAUCACCAAGCACAACUAUCUAGUUCUCGAUAUCGACGACAUCCCGCGCAUCAUGAGGGAGGCGUUCUUUUUGGCUGCGUCGGGGCGCCCGGGUCCCGUGCUCGUGGACAUUCCCAAGGACGUGCAGCAGGCGAUGGCCGUUCCAUCUUGGGCGGACCCAAUGCGGUUGACGUCCUACCUGCAGAGAUUGCCAGGUGUUCCGUCUGUUGCGCAUAUGGAGCAGGUGGUGCGGCUGCUGCACAGCGCAAAGAAACCGGUGUUGUACGUGGGCGGGGGCUGUAUGCAGGCGUCGGAAGAGCUGCGCGAGUUCGUGGCAAUGACGGGCAUUCCCGUUGCCCAGACCUUGAUGGGUCUCGGCGUUUUCCCGGAAAGCAGCGAGCUGGCGCUGCAUAUGCUUGGGAUGCACGGCACCGUGUAUGCUAAUUACGCCAUCGAUCAAGCGGAUUUGCUGCUGGCAUUCGGGGUCCGAUUUGAUGACCGGGUGACUGGCAAGCUCGAGACCUUUGCCAGCAGGGCGUCCAUCGUCCACGUGGACAUCGAUCCCGCGGAGCUGGGAAAGAACAAGAAUCCUCACGUCUCCGUAUUUGCUGAUGUCAAACUGGCAUUGACGGUUCUCAACGGCAUCUUGAGAUCCAGCAUGCCGAAUCUCGAUUACUCUGCUUGGAUUCGCGAACUGGAUGACAAGAAGAAGGAAUUCCCCAUGACAUAUCCGAAGUCCGGGGACGAUAUAUAUCCUCAGCACGCGAUCAGUGUGCUGCACGAAGUGACAGGAGGGGAGGCGGUGGUCUCUACUGGGGUCGGUCAGCAUCAAAUGUGGGCGGCGCAGUUUUAUAAAUUCGACAAGCCCAGAAGGUGGCUCACAUCUGGCGGUCUUGGAGCAAUGGGUUUUGGUCUCCCGGCGGCUUUGGGUGCAGCUGUUGCAUGUACAGAUGUGCAUGUGGUCGAUAUCGAUGGUGAUGGAAGCUUUUUGAUGAAUGUUCAGGAGAUGGCUACUAUCAAGGUGGAAAAGCUCCCUGUGAAGAUCAUGAUUUUGAACAAUCAACAUUUGGGAAUGGUUGUGCAAUGGGAGGACCGAUUCUACAAGGGCAAUCGUGCCCACACAUACCUGGGGGACCCCGAGUGUGAGGCAGAGAUCUAUCCCGAUUUCUGUAAGAUCGCAGAAGGUUACAAAAUCCCAUCUGCUCGUGUCACGAAGAAGAGUGAACUGAAGCAGGCGAUUAAGACAAUGCUUGACACUCCCGGGCCAUAUCUCCUGGACGUAAUUGUUCCACAUCAGGAGCAUGUCUUGCCCAUGAUUCCUGGUGGAGGAUCAUUCAAGGAUACGAUAACGGAAGGAGAUGGACGCACUCAGUACUAAAUGGCGACGGUCAGGGUAAAGCGAUACCCUGUGCUGACAUCGGCAACGGUCUAGGUAAAGCGGUACCUUGUGCUGACAUCGGCUGUGUGAGCAGCGGUUUUGCAUCUAGUAAUGUCUUCCCGCAUGGGUGCGAAGGACCGCAUGUAAUGUGACAUCUUGUCUUGACAUGGACUGUGCGAGCCGCACAUUUUGACCAAAUUGACUGAAAACAAACUUUUGGCGGGGGGUUACUUUUUUCACUCUGGACAACGACAAGGUUGUCUAUAGGGCAGCAGACAGUUUUGUGGUGCUUUAUGAUCCCUGUCUGGGCGGUGGAGAGGGUAUAUGUGGCGAGCAUGUCUGUUUGCAUGUAAAGAGAGCAAGUAGCUAGGAAAGUGCAUUUGAUGUGUUGAUAUGGGCUGUGCGAGCCUGUGCUGGUUCAAUUCCAUCUUCAUAAGCAAGGGAGAUGGAGAGAGGGAAGGGGGGGGGUGUUGGUUCAGUUCCGCCUUCAAAAGCAAGUGUACCGGAGGGAAGGGAGGGAUGCGGCAAAGGUUUUUUUUUGUUCAUAAAGGAGACACUUACGGAUCCAUGUCAGGCGACGAGGUUGAUUGAAACCUUUUUGUUGGCGAAAGCUUUUGUGUAAUUAUGUGGCGUAGCUGCUAAUGCAGACAGAGAAGGAUGGGAGCAUAAAUUUGCAGCAUAAGAUAGCAUCUUCCUUGGCGAGUAUGAUAGCGACAGCCAGAUUUAGCCCUGGCCCUGCAAUGAAAGGUAAGCAGCACAGUUUGAAAGAUCCGCUAUCUCUACGAAAUGACACCAGAUGAGGAGGGGAGAAGGGUAUAUGAGUCUCUUUGCUUGCUUUUUUUCACUGUAGUCAGAUGAUUCUUGAUAACUGGAGAGGUUGAUGCACACCUCAUAAUCCUCCUUCCUAUUGGCUUGUUCAUGCAUCUGUGGUCGGUCGUCUGUCUAUAACUGUUCUAGUUAUUGUUUGGGAUUUGCCGAUGCCACUUUUAAAGAGCCAAUUUUUUGGUAAAAUUUUCCAUGUCUGGUCAGUGUGGGGCACUGUGGGCCCCUUUUGCUUCCACAGUGUUUGGCAUUUUCGUGUGCGUCGAGUACUUGGAUGCAAUUUUCUGGGUCGAAGUUUGGACCACCAGUGCUUAGAGACUUCAUUUUGCAGAAGCGAAUUCCCCUCCGCAUGCCCCCCAAUGAAGUGGACUUGUAUCUGAACUGAGUUCUUGGUACUAUAUCUCUGAGUUCUGAGUGGGCGCUUGAUGCCAGUUUGCUGCGCAACCGGCGUGUUUUUUCAUGUGCAUCGAGUGCUCAGAUGAAAUUUUUUGGGUCAAAGUUUGGGCCGCCAGUGCUUAGAGGCUUUUCCUUUUGGAGAAGCGAAUUCCCCUCUGCGCCCCCCCAAAAAAGAACCGGCGCGUUUUUCGUUUUGAGACUGGUGUGACCAGCCAUUCAGCUCCGGUGGGCGGUGCCGCGAAAGUAGAGGGGCAAGCAUAGCCGCGUUGGAGAAAAAAGGCUGGCGAAACUGCUGGUGGUGGUUAUAUAAACCCUUUGGAGAAAAAGGGGAGUGCGCAGUCUGUGCAGUUGCACACGCAGACCAGAAAAUGGUCCCAACUUAAGAGAUGCGAAGGGAAGGGUGGGGAAAAAGGAGAAAGAAGGAAUGCCUGUGGCUGGCUGCAAAGGAGAGGGAGGUAUCUGCAAUAAGACUGCAAAUCUUUGGAUUGGACUUUCUGUUCUAUAUCCGUGAACGUAGUCCCACAUUAAGAACUAUAGGGGUGAGCUACGGUGGAGCGGGUGAGGACAGCUGACAUUAUAAAAUAUAGGAGGUAGAUACCCCCUGUGUUUUGCGCAGCUCGGGUGUUUUGGUUGUGCAUUGGGUCCAUUUUCUUUCUUUUUCAAUUUGUUGCAGGAGGGUUUUCAAGAGGCCCCGACUGUUCGGUCCUUCCCUGUGCCAAGGUGGUGGCUGCCGAUAUUCCCAAUCAACCUAUAGGGAGCAA